GGGAGCCGCCUGGAACGCGUCGUCGCACGAUCCUCGUGAUUCACUUCAGGAUUCGUGGCUGACUACGCGAAGGAUUUUCCUUCUUCGAACCGACCACCUCUGCGAGGUCGCUUCUCGUUUCGUCGAGUAUCGUGUGCCAGUGAGAGGUAGACGGGUGUAGCAGCCAGGUACCACGAUGGCGGACGAUGAGAGGAAACGUCUCGAGGAUGAAAAGAAGAGGAAACAGGCGGAGACGGAUCGAAAGAGGGCGGAGGUCCGCGCCCGCCUUGAAGAGGCUUCCAAAGCCAAGAAGGCGAAGAAGGGUUUCAUGACCCCUGACAGGAAGAAGAAGCUUAGGCUGUUGCUGCGAAAGAAAGCCGCGGAAGAAUUGAAAAAGGAGCAAGAGAGAAAGGCAGCCGAGAGAAGGCGCAUUAUCGAGGAACGUUGUGGAAAGCCGAAGAACGUGGACGACGCUAGCGAAGAAACCGUGAAGCGCGUGCUGCGUGAAUACCACAAUAGGAUCACAGCAUUGGAGGAUCAAAAAUUCGACCUCGAAUAUGUUGUGAAGAAGAAGGACUACGAGAUCGCGGACUUGAACAGCCAGGUGAACGACCUCCGAGGUAAAUUCAUGAAACCCACGCUGAAGAAAGUCUCCAAGUACGAAAACAAGUUCGCCAAACUGCAGAAGAAGGCGGCCGAGUUUAACUUCCGUAACCAGCUUAAACAGGUUAAGAAGAAGGAAUUCACCCUCGAGGAAGAGGACAAGGAGAAUGCGUCAAAAGAUAAGAAGAAACCCGACUGGUCGAAGAAAGGCGACGAAAAGAAGGGGGAAGCUCCAGCUCCAGAACCAUCACCACAGCCGGAGCCAACACCAUCACCACAGCCGGAGCCAACACCAUCACCAACACCUGCACCUCCACCGCCAGAAGCAGCUCCAACACCAUCGCCAGAACCGCCAGCGCCAUCACCAGCACCUCCUGCUGAGGGAGCUCCGCCAGCGGAAGGUGCUCCACCUGCAGAAGGAGCGCCAGCACCUCCAGCAGGUGCACCUGCGCCAGCGGAAGGAACCCCAGCAGCACCAGCACCAGCAGCCCCACCAGCCGAAGGUGCUGCACCUGCGGAGGGAGCGCCAGCUCCAGCUGCACCCCCAGCAGAGGCUGCGCCGGCACCCGCGCCCGCUGAAGCUAAGGUAGUUUUACUUUUGAAAGUUACAAUGAACAUCACUCCCAAUCGCCCGAUAACUGGUUCGAAGUUCAUCACGUACGCACCGGCAUCGUAACUUCGUCGAAGUUGAAACGGACGAAGGGUCACCUCGCUAUAUGAUUUCCACUCGUCACAUCGUCAGAAUUUGCAUAAAACGUACACGGAUAAGCAUAGAGUACGGAUAUACAGAUACGUCGAGUCGUAUCAUACUCGUCGUUAUGGUUCAUGCGUUGCUUGUCAUCGUUGUCAUCACCGUCAUCAUCAUCGUUAUCGUAACCAUUGUUUUCGUCCCGUACACGCGUCAGCUUCAACGUCAUGGCAUACGUUAUUGCGUAUCUCGAGAAAUGCGAGCGAAACGAAGCGAAAGAAGAUACAUACAUAUAAAUGGGGGGAGGGGGCGAGAUAGAAAAAGAGACGUUUGUCGUUGACGCGUUUUCCUUCGUUCCUUCGUGGAUUUUGCGACACCUUGUUGUUCAAAGUAAAUCGAGAAUCAUGACGGGGUGCCUGGGCAAUUUUUCCGCUUGUUUUACCUAAUCAUAGGAGGAAAUUAUAAGCCGUGUUGUUGUUCUAAAGAAGGCUCUGUUGUAUUCGUAUGAUCAUAAGCGUUCGUCAGCCGUCAUACGGAUUUUUCUAUCGACUGAAAUCGAACGAGACGUAACACGAAAUAAACACGUAGUUAUACGCUACCACAACAAUUUUUAUGUAAAUAAUUUACGACGCGUUCUAUCGUAUAUCGAUGCAGACGUUAUCAACGCUUCCUUGCACGAAAUGAUUGGAUUUCGUAAUAAAAAGUUUUUUUUUUCUGCGACCAGCAUCUGGAAUCUUAUCACUAUAUAAAUACCCUUCUCCGAUUAAUUUGAGUUUUCAUUACUUCCAGUAAUUUCAUUAAGCCGUACGAUUCCAGCCACGUCAUCUUUAAUUAAUACUCAAAGACUGCAAGCUCUGAUUUUCACGUUCGCGUACCUUAUUUAGGAGUUAGUUUACUACCGCGCCACAUGGUUGAUAGGCAUCAUUUGUUUAUGUUGCCUCGGUGUAAUUCCAUGUGUUCUGUUAAUCCCUUUGUCGCUUUGUUUCUCUACGCGUGCGCAGUUAACACGGAAACAAUAGACCUUUCUACGUAAUGGAAUUUACGUGGGUUAGUCUUACUUUGAACGGUUUUCACCGUCUCUGCCAUCUCUAUUGUCAGCGCAAUCGUUCUUCAGGCUAUCAACGUAAAUUACUAUCGCCAACCGUAUCGCAAUUUAAUGGCAGCAUAGCAACUGAAACGUUUAAUAUAUUUGACAAGCAAAUCAUAAUUAUUUCCAGUUUAUAUUUGCAAACAACGCGAUUAAUCAUGGAUAAAAUCACGAUAAUUCUAAGCGUAACUAAGUAGACGGUCAUUUUACUGUAAAUAUGCCUCUGGUCGCUUAACGGGAAAAAUCUCAUCUCGCUCGAGGGAAAGGAAAAUAAAACUGAUAAUGUUUCAUUCGAAAAAA
Bombus impatiens (common eastern bumble bee) is the source of this 2657-nucleotide messenger RNA. RefSeq names its product troponin I (gene wupA). Gene Ontology annotation, cellular component: troponin complex. Gene Ontology annotation, biological process: muscle contraction. The transcript has 14 exons. The coding region runs from base 176 to 1258 and encodes 360 amino acids. The record is from RefSeq and is a predicted model, not a curated record. NCBI's taxonomy places the organism in Eukaryota, Metazoa, Arthropoda, Insecta, Hymenoptera, Apidae.